AUGGAACCUCAGGCGGCCACUUUUAGCCCAGAUCAUCUUUCUAUUCCAGUAGAUGCUAGGGCUGCAAGAGCUCAAAUUACCCCGUAUGCCAGAGUGGCAUCUUCUGGGGGGAAUGGUCCAUACCCCUUCCUGCUCAGCCACGCAAUCUGUGGAGUUCUCAUUAGUUCUGAAACUCUGGGUGUCCAGGCCAUUCCUAUGCAAACCCACCUGGGCUGCUGUCCCCAGCCUCAGCUUCACGAGUGGGUCAGAGGGCAGGGGCCCUCCCCCGGGGGCACGGAGGGAGAGCAGACGAGAGGCCCCUCUCGGGAGUGCUCAUCCUGCUGCAGGAGGGGAGGGCCCGCAACCGCAGAUAAGCAGGGUCACAGCAAGGCUGCAGGGCAGAACGGGGCAGGGGGCUCACCUAGGGAGCGGCGCCUGGAAGGCAUGGAUGGGAGGGCGGGCAGGCUCAGGGGAGCAGCGGGUGUCACCGAGAGGGGGCUGCUGGGCAGUGCAGGGCCUCAGGGCUGUCCUCUGCUCCCCUUGAUAAAAAGAGAGCUGCCUUGGAAGGAACUGGGCAGCGUGGAGGACAGUACCUGGAGGAACACAGGCCAUGUGGUUGCUUGGACGCCAAAGGAGAGCCCCCUGCCCCCUGCGCUGAGUCACAGUGCUCUCUGA
This is a messenger RNA of Rangifer tarandus platyrhynchus (Svalbard reindeer), 654 nucleotides long. The record is from the annotation of a GenBank genome assembly. NCBI's taxonomy places the organism in Eukaryota, Metazoa, Chordata, Mammalia, Artiodactyla, Cervidae.